AUGUAUUUGCGUCUGCUCAUUUUCUGCAUCGGAAUUUCACAGUUGAACGAGAUUGCUCAUGACGGUAUUACCAGAAACGAGAUUGCUUAUGACAAAACAGACGAAAAUAUAGAACGAAAAAUAGCGGAGUCAAACAGUGAUACAGUGAAAACAAGAGAAGAUGAGCAAAUUUAUUUGGGAAAAUUUGUAGCUGUUCUCAAUCCUAUUCAAGUGUCUGCAAAAUGUGUUCUUGAUUUAAUAGAUGAAAGCAGGAAAUUUCAUGUCACGUGUGCUUUUACAAUCCUUAUUGCUGGCUGUUUCCAUUCAGUUGCUCACAUCAUUAACGCUGUGAACUUUUCUGCUCAUUAUAACUCUGUUUAUAAAGAUGUAAAUGUGGCAAACUUUAAAGGAGAAGAUCCUCUGAAUUCAGUAAUUAAAACAGUUCCAGGUAUUACAGGAAUUCUCAUGAUUGUCAUACUUUGUAUACUUUCUUCAACUGCUGUAAAAUACGUUAGGAUUGUGAGCUACGAUUUAUUUUGGUACAGUCAUCAUCUUUUCUUGAUCUUCUUUAUUCUUCUGCUCAGCCAUCCAAUGAGUGGACUGUUGAAAGAACAGAACAAUGUACUUACACAUCCACCGGGAUGCAAAAUGAAUGUAUCCGAUACGAUGGAAAAAUAUUCCUUACAGAUAUAUCAAAUAUGUACAGAACCCGUCUUCAUUUCUCAGAAAUCAAUGACAGUCACAUACCCACGGCUCCAGUUUAAGGAAGAAUCAUAUGAAGUGGAUUUUCAGUCUACGAUAAUUUUAAUUACAUGACAUCUUUAAGCAAAAAUGCAGG
Stegodyphus dumicola is the source of this 817-nucleotide messenger RNA. RefSeq names its product NADPH oxidase 4-like. Gene Ontology annotation, biological process: defense response; superoxide anion generation. Gene Ontology annotation, cellular component: NADPH oxidase complex; plasma membrane. Gene Ontology annotation, molecular function: superoxide-generating NAD(P)H oxidase activity. NCBI's taxonomy places the organism in Eukaryota, Metazoa, Arthropoda, Arachnida, Araneae, Eresidae. The record is from RefSeq and is a predicted model, not a curated record.